AUGUAAUUUUAUAAUAAACUAAAACACAAAUUUUAGCAAUAAAAGAAGGAAACUUCUCUAACACCUCCAAAAGAUGAAUUAAGACUUUGUUAGCAUAAACCUCCUUUGGUUGAUUCAAGAUCCUAAUGGAAUACAAAUGUUUAUUUGGUUCCAAAAUGGGAAAAGAAAGAAAUUAAGAGAGUUGAUUCAUUACUUCACACUCCAUUUCCUAUAAGAAAUUAUAUUAAUUAUAUUUAGUAACACAAUGGUGGAUUCAAAGAUGAAUUAAAUUUGGAUUUUUUUAAGCAUAUUUUUAGACAUUUUGCUAUAAAUUAAUGGUGGAUAGAGGAAGCACGUAAAUUAAAACAAACAAUUCCGAUAAAUAUCUUAUAGAGUCCAGAAGUAGUUAGACAAAAUCCUGAAUAUUGUAGAUUGAUGAUGUAAAAGUAAAAGGAUGAUCUAAAGUUUUAUUAAGAAAUUCUUAGAAAUGUGAAAUCUCCUAGUCUACCUUUUCCAUCUAGAUAAAUUCCUGAAUACAGAAAAUCUAUAACAUAUUAAAUAUUAGAUUUACAUGGUGGAUAAGAACAUAAAGAUAAAUCCUUAUUUCAGUUAUAGGAUGUUUUUGUUAACAGAAUUAUAUAGUUGAUUUCUGAUUAAGGAAUUUAAAGUUUAGGAUAUUAUGAUUAUGUGACAUUCAAGAAUAUAGUAUAAGAUAGAAUAAAAGGCACAGGAGAUGCUGAAAACUUUGUAAAAAUUUUAGAAAUUAAAAGACUUUUUAACUCUGUUGAUCAGAUUUAAAAAGAAUUUGAAAAAACAGUAAAUGAAUGGCAAAGAGAACAAACAUAAGCAUCUAAUAAUACUAAAACUAAAUUUAGAAGGUGGUAAUAAGAGAAGACAUUGUUUUCUGAAGAAAUUCUAUAGUUAGCAACUAAUGUGGGAUUAGAUUCAAAUUUAGUGAAAGCAAGAAAAAAUUUUGAAAGAAACUAAACUGAAUAAUAAUUCAAAGAGCUUAUAAAGGUUGGAGAUUAAAUUUAAUUAAAUACUCAUAAAACAAUACUUGAUACUUUAUCUAAGAUUGCUUAAGAAGAAUUAAACAAUAUAUCUAACAAUAAUUCCAUUUUUCAUGAAGAUGCUUUAUAACUUGCUAGAGUUUAGUAUGAAGAACAGAAAGAUUUAAUAAACAAGGAAAAUUCCUUAGAGGAUUCUUUUCCUUAAUAAUAUGAAGUUCCUAGUAGUAAGGAAUGUAGUGAUAUAUUUUAAAANUUAUAAUAAACUAAAACACAAAUUUUAGCAAUAAAAGAAGGAAACUUCUCUAACACCUCCAAAAGAUGAAUUAAGACUUUGUUAGCAUAAACCUCCUUUGGUUGAUUCAAGAUCCUAAUGGAAUACAAAUGUUUAUUUGGUUCCAAAAUGGGAAAAGAAAGAAAUUAAGAGAGUUGAUUCAUUACUUCACACUCCAUUUCCUAUAAGAAAUUAUAUUAAUUAUAUUUAGUAACACAAUGGUGGAUUCAAAGAUGAAUUAAAUUUGGAUUUUUUUAAGCAUAUUUUUAGACAUUUUGCUAUAAAUUAAUGGUGGAUAGAGGAAGCACGUAAAUUAAAACAAACAAUUCCGAUAAAUAUCUUAUAGAGUCCAGAAGUAGUUAGACAAAAUCCUGAAUAUUGUAGAUUGAUGAUGUAAAAGUAAAAGGAUGAUCUAAAGUUUUAUUAAGAAAUUCUUAGAAAUGUGAAAUCUCCUAGUCUACCUUUUCCAUCUAGAUAAAUUCCUGAAUACAGAAAAUCUAUAACAUAUUAAAUAUUAGAUUUACAUGGUGGAUAAGAACAUAAAGAUAAAUCCUUAUUUCAGUUAUAGGAUGUUUUUGUUAACAGAAUUAUAUAGUUGAUUUCUGAUUAAGGAAUUUAAAGUUUAGGAUAUUAUGAUUAUGUGACAUUCAAGAAUAUAGUAUAAGAUAGAAUAAAAGGCACAGGAGAUGCUGAAAACUUUGUAAAAAUUUUAGAAAUUAAAAGACUUUUUAACUCUGUUGAUCAGAUUUAAAAAGAAUUUGAAAAAACAGUAAAUGAAUGGCAAAGAGAACAAACAUAAGCAUCUAAUAAUACUAAAACUAAAUUUAGAAGGUGGUAAUAAGAGAAGACAUUGUUUUCUGAAGAAAUUCUAUAGUUAGCAACUAAUGUGGGAUUAGAUUCAAAUUUAGUGAAAGCAAGAAAAAAUUUUGAAAGAAACUAAACUGAAUAAUAAUUCAAAGAGCUUAUAAAGGUUGGAGAUUAAAUUUAAUUAAAUACUCAUAAAACAAUACUUGAUACUUUAUCUAAGAUUGCUUAAGAAGAAUUAAACAAUAUAUCUAACAAUAAUUCCAUUUUUCAUGAAGAUGCUUUAUAACUUGCUAGAGUUUAGUAUGAAGAACAGAAAGAUUUAAUAAACAAGGAAAAUUCCUUAGAGGAUUCUUUUCCUUAAUAAUAUGAAGUUCCUAGUAGUAAGGAAUGUAGUGAUAUAUUUUAAAAUAUAGUAGGGUAAAAGGAGUUUUUUUAAAAUAGUGAUUAAUCGAAAUAAUAGAAAUAACAAGAUUAAAAAUAAAAAUUACAUUCAAAUUAAUAGCAGAAACCCUUUCUGUAGUAUUCUAAAUAACAAUAAUAUUAGGCUUAGUCAAAACCAGCCAAUAGUACUUCACCAUAAAAAAGAAUACGUUUGAUUUCAGAGAAUAAUAGUAGAUCUUAUAAUACUAGUAGUAACUAAAAUAAUACACAUCGAAACUUAAUUUAAUCUUAAGGAUAAGAAAGAAUGUUAUAAUCAUAGUGGUCAUAGCAAUCAUUAAAUUCUAUUGAAGACAUUAUAAAGCCUACUUAUGAAAAUGAUUAUAAAGUUUUUGAUAAGAAUGAUAAAGAUAAAGAAAAAAAUAGUAUGCAAUUUUAUUAAAAAAUUGAUUAUAAAGAUUCAAAGUAAUUUGAAAAUGUUUAUAAAGAAAAAAUUGAUGAUAGUCGUAAUUCAAACUUUAUAAGGUAACAUUAAUAUAAUGAAUAAUAAGACCUAAAUAUAGGGAAUAAUAAUACAAGCGUUAGCUUGAUUAAUAAAAAUACUAAUAGUAGUAUUAAUGAUGAUAUUAAACUUUUGAAUGAAUUUGUACAAUAAAAUAGAAUUUCAUAACAAAAAUUCAAGGAUAAAAUUUUUAGUUAUGAGAAAGAAAAAGAUGAAUUGAGAUAAUUAUAAGAGGAACUUGAAAAUAUUUCAAGAGAUGAUAAUAUGAGUAAUUUGAAAAAAAAUACACUAGAAACAUUAGAUAAAGAGAAGAGCUUAGGUUAGAGUAGAACAUUGUCUUCUAAGGAAAACAAAAAACAUAAAGAACCUAUUCAAAAUUAAGUAAAAUUAGAUUAUGGAUAUAAUGUUCCUUCAACAAUACCAGGAUCAGUAUCAAAUAAUACAACAGCUAGAACUUCAAGAAAUACUAGCAAUUAUAAUUCGAAAUAAAAUAAAAGAUCAAAAAUAAAUAGUAUUGAAGAAGCUAUCGAUGAAUAAAGAAUUUAGUAAUAAUAAAUAUUUAUUGAAAAUGAAAAUGUCAAAAAAAACUCCCCUGAUAAAUAUUCAAGACAAGCAUCUAGCAAUAAUAUUUAAAAAUCUGAUGAAUAAGGGGGAGAUGGAAAAUAAUAAAUAAGGAAUAGUAGACAUUCAAGAUAAGAUAAAUCUUAAGUUCGAGAAACAAAUCUUCAAAUUAAUUAAAUGAAAAGAGUUAAUUAGUUACAAGAUACAAAAUAAGACGAAAUUAAUAAUAAUUAAAUUACCUAAUAAUCAAAUGAACUUUCUCCAUAAAAAUCUAAAAGAAGUACAAAAAGUCCAGAGAAAACUAAACAAUUUUAGAAAUCAGUUACCAAAAUUAUUGAUUCCAAUAAAUAAAUAAAAAAAGAAUAAUAAAAAUUAGAAAUUAUUAAUAAACCAUUUGAAAAUCAAUUAUAAACAUAAUAAGAUGUUCGGAAAAGUAGACAUAAAACAGGAAAUAGAGAAACAGUUAAUGAAUCUUCAGAGGAAGAACUAGAAUAUGAGGAGGAAGAAAAAAGAAAUAAUAAUAAAUUUAAAAGAUAGAAUACUACAAGAAAAGUAUAAUUUCAUUCAGUUUCUAUGCCAAAAAUAGGAAGAGAUGAUGAUCCUAGAAGAUACUUAUUGAUGUUAAAAGAUGAGUUAAAGGAAAUGAUUGAUAAAAGAGUGAGCUUAAGGGAAAUAAAAGAUCAUAUUAAUUUAAUUUUUAGUGAAACAGCUGGAAUAAAGCUUGAUCCAGAAUUGGAAUAUUAUUUAUAGUUAUGUAAUUAUUUAGAGGAAUAUUUAAAGAUAAAUAAAGAGUUUUGGAAUUGACUUAAGUGAAUCAUCAUUCUAGAGAAAUUCAUUUUUCAUCAUUUUAACCAAAAAUGGAUUUAAAAAUGAAUAGUGAAAUAAAAGGAUUGAAAUUUGGACGAAAUUGUGACAGAAUUCCAAAAUUGUAACCAAAAGAUUUAGAAGACACUUUUGUUUUAUAAUAGUAAUUAAAAUAAUAAUAUAAUAUGUUAGAUAAAUUUAAAAGGAAUCAGGCGUUAUUGAUUUAGAAUCUUAAAUAUAAUCAUAUUAACCAGUAUUUCGUUAUGAUUAAAGGCCUUAACCAUUAAAAUCAGAUAUUGUAUAGGUUUCGUUACUUGUUUCAAGAAAGAAAACACCAAAUACAUAUCGUUAAGAUAGAGCUGGAUCAUUGAUUGAUAUUGAUUUAGCAAUUGUAAGUUAAAGAAAGAGCACAAUGUAAAAUAAUAAAAAGAAAAAAAAGACUCGAUAUAUUGGUUAAACUUCUAUAAAGAGAGAUAAAUUGAAUGAAGAUUAUCCUUUUCUUUAUAAAUACAAGCCAUAACUAUUGAAGAGUAUAUUGGAAGCGCGUAUUAGUCUUGAAUAAUUGGUUUGA
Molecule: messenger RNA, 4883 nt
Organism: Paramecium sonneborni
Lineage: Eukaryota; Ciliophora; Oligohymenophorea; Peniculida; Parameciidae
Source: the annotation of a GenBank genome assembly